AUGGCACCCAACGGCACCAACGGGUCAGUGAGGUCCAAGAAGUCAGGAGAAGGCGACGGCUUCUACAAUUCGCUUGUUCAGGGCGAUGUAGAGUUGCCUGAUGAGAAAGUUCUAGAUGAGAUAUUCUCGGAGAGAACGACUCAGCACGCUGAUGAUGCUAUCGAUUACGAGGAUAUUGAUGAACUUGCAGAUGAGAAUGAUGAUGCUGAACUUGCUUCGGUGGCAGAUGAGUCGAAAGACAAUCUUGCUCAAGGACCAGGAAUGGAUGAUGAAGAGGAUCUUCAGAACCAAGCAAACGACGAGUUUGAUGCUUUCUUUGGUGACGACGACGCUAAACCUGAUGAUGGCAACGAUCUUGGACAUAUGGGAGGUGAAGAUAUGCACAUGCUAGAUGAUAUGAAUAACCAAUUCGGGUUUGAAGAUGAUGGUCUUGACGAUUUGGAUUUGGGCUUUGAGGAUGAAGAGGAUAACCGUGCAGCUCCAGACUUGAAGACCUCAAGAAAGCGUAAGUCGCCGGAGGAGUUGGCUCUUAAAAAGGCAAAGCUUCAGAAAAUUGUUAAGGAUAUGGAGUCACGACAGAAAACCCGUAUGGUGGCAAGACACUUCCCUGAUUACCACCCAGAUAAACCAGUCAACUUCCAUAAUAUGUCGCUUCCAGCACCAAAAUACUACAGCCACCUCCGGCCGGGCAUUGCAUCCAGAACGAACAUCAAGCCACUAAUACCUAUGAAGCUUAGUUUGGAGGUUGAACCCGAUCAGAAAAAAGCAUUUAAAUCAAAAAGAGGCGUUACCUCUGUUCAAAGACCAGGCAUUGUUGAGAUUACACAAGCUGAUCUCGACCUAAUAUCAGACUUCGAAAGCAACAAGGAAAACGCCGUCAAGAUCAAGCUUUUACCAUUCAUUAAAUCAGACGGAGUUGAGAACGAUAAAUUCGCUGAAUUCAGCAAAGACCUCGUCCUUGCCAGUGCUGAUUGGGACGACGCCGAUAUUCUAGAUGCUGGCGAUUCCGACAAAGAACCUUCAAAGACUAAGGGAUCGGCUAUCUCCAGCGAUAGAUUUGUUGAUGAUGAUUUGUAUUAUGAUGACGAAAAUAUCUUCAACGGUCAAGCUGCUCCAGAAAAGUUCGAGCUUAAUAUGAACGAUCCAAACCUUCUAUUUGUGCCAGACAAGAAGAAAACUGACAGCACCAGAUCCAAAGCCCUUAUCCCUACAGACAAGAAACAUUUGCAUAUGAAGUUCAACAUCUCGAACGACAAACAAUACGAGAUCUUGAGAAACAACUAUAAUACGAAGGUGAGAAGUCAGUUGAGUAACUUGAACAUCGAGCAUUCCGUUCCUGCUAUGAGACUCCAGACGCCAUACUACAAGAUAAGAAUGUCUCCAGAGGAGGCAAGAGCUUACCAUAGAGGCAAGUUCCAAGUCAGACAAGGUUCUUUGAUUUGCUUCUCUAAACUCAAGGUGCGGAAGAAGAAGAAGGAUAAGGGUAAGACGCAAACCGAGAUAUUCAGAAAGACAUCGGACUUGACUUCGGUCGAUUCUUCUCCUUUGAUCGCCAUGGAAUAUUCGGAGGAAUACCCAAGCAUAUUGUCUAACUUCGGUAUGGGAAGCAAGUUGAUCAACUACUACAGAAAAGAAAAGGAAGACGAUAACCUGAGACCUAAGGCGCCACUUGGAGAAACACAUGUCCUCGGCGUAGAGGAUCGUUCUCCGUUCUGGAACUUUGGUCAUGUUGCUAAGGGGGAUUUCGUUCCAACCCUAUAUAACAACAUGAUUAGAGCUCCCAUCUUCAAGCAGGAACCAAAGAACACCGAUUUCCUUCUUAUAAGAUCGCUGGGUUGCGGAAACCAUCAAAGACAUUAUUUACGUGCCAUCAACCAUUUGUUUGCUGUGGGUAAUGUGUUCCCAGCGGUCGAAGUGCCUGCUCCUCAUUCCAGAAAGGUCACCAAUACUUCCAAGAACCGUUUGAAAAUGAUUGUCUACCGUACCAUGAACAAGAACGGUAAUGCUCGUCUUUCGGUUAAGGACAUUUCCCUGCACUUCCCAGACCAGAAUGAUAUGCAAAACAGACAAAGACUUAAAGAGUUCAUGGAGUACCAGAGAAAGGGUGAUGAUCAAGGUUUCUGGAAAAUCAAAAACAUGGAUGUCGUUCCAACAGAAGACGAAAUCAGAGCCAUGAUUACUCCUGAAGAUGCCGCCCUUUUGGAUAGUAUGCAACAUGGACUGCAAGUUCUUGACGAUAUCGACUCAUUGUACAAUGACGACUCUAGAAAGCAAGAUCUCAAGAGAGAGAAGAGGGAGAAGGAAGGAAGCAAAGAAAUGGAGGAGCAUGAGAACGAAGAGAAGGAGAAGGCUGCCGAGAAGAAGAGAAGAGAGAAAGAUGGAGAAGCCGAGGAGACGAUUGAUGAAGGUCUUUCACCAUGGAGUCUUUCGAAGAGUUUCAUCUUUGCGAACCAGACAAAGGCCAUGCUUCAAUUGAAUGGUGAAGGUGACCCCAGUGGAAUUGGCCUUGGUUUCUCUUUCUUGAGAGCUACCCAAAAGCAUGGCUUCAAGCCUCUUAUUCCUCCUCCAAAAGAUACUGUUCCUAAGAACACAACGGCCGCAUACCAGCAAAAGCUUUAUGAAAACGAAAUCUCUAGGAUCUGGUAUUCUCAGAGAAGUUCGUUGACCGUCGACAAUAGAGAGGGUCAUAACCUUGAUGAUAUCUACAGAGAGUACAAACCUCUUGAUCACAAGGAUUUCAUGAAGCAGAAGUUCGCUAAAGAGAAGGAAGACAAGGUCAAGCAGGAAGGUGUUCAGUCAGCGAGAAGAAAUGUGUUGAAGAUCACGCGUCUUGUUAGAGAUGAAAACGAUAUCGUUCAAAGAAAGGUUGAGUUUGUGACCGAUCCACGUCUCAUCAAGGCUUACAUUAAGCGAAAGAAGCAGAUUGAAGGCGACAAGAUGUCGAUGGUGAAUGCUAACGAGAUCUUACCAACCAAUGAUAUCGAGAUGAACAAGAUUAGAAGAAAGGCAUUGGAAGAGAAGAUCGCCAACUUGACAAAGAGAGCCAAGCUUAGUAAGGGAAGAAAGCCGAGCAAGGAUCCUCUUCAUCUUGCAGCUGUUGCAGGAGGCACCAUAAUAGACGACAACACGGUGAUGUUGCCAGAUGGAUCCUACGCUUUCGGUGGUAAGGGUAUUGGUAAGGGUAAGAGCAGAACAAGAAGAUGUGCUUCUUGUGGCGCUUUUGGUCAUAUCAGAACGAAUAAGACUUGUCCCUUGUACGAGGCCACUAAGGGAGGUAAAGUGAAGAUUCCUGCUGAGCAGAAGGAGAUCUUAAUGGCACAGGCGAAGGCCAAUGAAGGCAGUUCAGAGAAUGCCGAGCCCGAUUCUAACACAGCACAGUCGCCAGCCUAG
Candidozyma haemuli is the source of this 3390-nucleotide messenger RNA. It is a transcript of the gene TAF145, whose product is annotated as Taf145p. The record is from RefSeq and is a predicted model, not a curated record. Gene Ontology annotation, biological process: transcription by RNA polymerase II; RNA polymerase II preinitiation complex assembly. Bases 1 to 3390 code for a protein of 1129 amino acids. Gene Ontology annotation, cellular component: transcription factor TFIID complex. NCBI's taxonomy places the organism in Eukaryota, Fungi, Ascomycota, Pichiomycetes, Serinales, Metschnikowiaceae. Gene Ontology annotation, molecular function: RNA polymerase II general transcription initiation factor activity; RNA polymerase II general transcription initiation factor binding; TBP-class protein binding. The transcript has a single exon.